Messenger RNA from Aspergillus luchuensis, 522 nucleotides. Its product is annotated as UPF0220 family protein. Gene Ontology annotation, biological process: late endosome to vacuole transport via multivesicular body sorting pathway; protein targeting to vacuole. NCBI's taxonomy places the organism in Eukaryota, Fungi, Ascomycota, Eurotiomycetes, Eurotiales, Aspergillaceae. Bases 1 to 522 code for a protein of 173 amino acids. The record is from RefSeq and is a predicted model, not a curated record. The transcript is spliced from 4 exons. Gene Ontology annotation, cellular component: Vps55/Vps68 complex; fungal-type vacuole membrane.
AUGGACGUCUCCAACAACCGUCUUUUCCGCUGGUCUAAGCCAGAAUGGCUUAACAACUCCGCCGUGCGCAACGCAGGCGUCUACACCUCCGGCGCACUGUUCUCCCUGGGUUUCUUCUUCCUCAUCGACGCCGCCGCUUUCUCCCACAGCGCCCGCAACGGCUCCUUCGUGCACGUCAAGUUCGUCGACUGGAUUCCCGGUAUCUGCUCCGCGCUCGGAAUGCUCGUUAUCAAUUCGAUUGAGAAGUCGCGUCUUCAUGCCGAUAGCUUCAGUAAUAGUGGAAGUGGGGUUGCGUGGAAGGCGAGGUUUGUGCUGUUCUUGGGAUUUGCGUUGCUCGCGGGUGGUCUGGCAGGCAGUGUGACGGUCAUGGUACUUAAGUACCUGAUCCAGGGAUAUCCCCUUCCGACACUUUACUUUGGUAUUGCGAACGUUAUUGCGAAUGGACUAGUUAUGCUGAGCACCAUCGUCCUAUGGAUCUCCCAAAAUAUAGAAGACGAUUACACCUACAACCUUGCUCUGUGA